AUGGCAAUGCAAUAUAUGAAAUCGAUCAGGAGGAAACCUGUACCUAAACCUGAGUCGAAACCUGGGCCGCAUCUAGCAACGGAAGCACAUGGGCCUGUAUUGACAGACGAGGACGAGGCGUUCCUUCGCCAUGUUACGACUUCUUCAUCUAUCUCGGCUGGAGAUGAUAGCGACAAACAACCUGGAGCAUCUGGGAAUGGCCAAGAUAGGGAACUGAUCGAUGAACCGUUGGACGAUGACCUGAGACGCCUUGCUGAAGACAGGGGGUCGCAGGAGAAACUUGAUUCUUCCGUCACUGAGCUGGUAGCGGCCUCCACUUCUACAGAUCAGACGAAGAUGGAGAAAGGGCACAAGCCACGCAAGAGCCUGUGGAACAUGCUUAAAGAUAGAAAAUGGCUGGGCGAGACCGAGAAGAUGGAUAAGGGGAAGAGUAAAGCGACCGAGGAUAACUCAGCAGACACCAGUGCGACUAGCAAGGAGGCCGAAAAUGAGAAAAAGGAAGAACAAGAUCUAUCUAAAGUCCUCGAGCAGUUGAAUCUUGCAGCUGUUAACAACCGAGUGUUUUCGAUAAGCAGCGACACGCAAACACUGCUGGAACAGUUCAAGCAGGUGUUCAAAGACCUAGUCAACGGGGUGCCGACAGCAUAUCGUGACCUUGAGUCCCUGCUCACGAAUGGCGAUCAGGAGCUACAAAAGAGCUACGCCAAGCUUCCUAGCUUCCUGCAGAAGCUGGUUGAGAAGCUGCCCAACAAAAUGACGGAGAAGUUUGCUCCAGAGAUGCUUGCAGCUGCAUCAGCGAGAGCAAGCAAGAGUGGGAUUAACCUGCAGCAUGUCGAUAAGGCAACGAGCACAGCGAAAAAGAUGGGUAUCGAAGUACCUAAUCUGAAGGAGCUGGCAGGAAAGCCUGCAGCCCUUGCAGGCUUGCUUCGAUCUAUCAUCGCCUUUCUACGUGCAAGGUUCCCUGCCCUAAUUGGAAUGAACGUUCUCUGGUCCCUUGGGCUGUUCAUCCUACUGAUGGUCCUGUGGUACUGCCACAAGCGCGGUCGUGAGGAACGCCUUGCAAGAGAGGCUAGCUUGGCUGGAGAAGGGACCAAAGAAGAGAAAGGUGAAGGUGAAGAUGGUAGGGUGAUCGAUGUCACGGACGAGGUAUCGCCAGCGCCAGCUACAGCAACAGAAACAGUAGCAAACACCGAAAACGAUGCCCAACUAACAAGGCAGUCAAACAACGAGGUGCAGGCUCCGACGCAGAUCGAAUCCCCGACAACUGCCACCUCAGAAGCAGCUGCUGCAGACAAGGAAACACGUCAAACGAAGGAAGAGGAGAAUGUGAAGUUAUAG
Molecule: messenger RNA, 1338 nt
Organism: Microsporum canis CBS 113480
Lineage: Eukaryota; Fungi; Ascomycota; Eurotiomycetes; Onygenales; Arthrodermataceae
Exons: 2
Coding region: 1-1338 (445 amino acids)
Source: RefSeq, a predicted model, not a curated record